AUGAGCUGGAGUUUCUUGACGCGGCUACUAGAGGAGAUCCACAACCACUCCACGUUUGUCGGGAAGAUCUGGCUGACCGUGCUGAUCGUCUUCCGCAUCGUCCUCACGGCGGUGGGAGGGGAAUCCAUCUAUUACGACGAGCAGAGCAAGUUUGUGUGCAACACGGAGCAGCCAGGUUGCGAGAACGUUUGCUACGAUGCGUUUGCCCCGCUCUCGCACGUGCGGUUCUGGGUCUUCCAGAUCAUCCUCGUCUCCACCCCCUCGGUGAUGUACCUGGCCUAUGCCAUUCACAAAAUCGCCCGGAUGGUGGACCACGGCGACCCGGAGAGGAAGAUCCGAAGUAAGCCUUUCCCGAUGCGCUGGAGGCAGCACCGGGGCUUAGAGGAGGCCGAGGACGAC
This is a messenger RNA of Gekko japonicus, 399 nucleotides long. Its product is annotated as gap junction gamma-1 protein-like. The record is from RefSeq and is a predicted model, not a curated record. The annotation marks the transcript as partial. Lineage: Eukaryota; Metazoa; Chordata; Lepidosauria; Squamata; Gekkonidae. The transcript has a single exon. Gene Ontology annotation, biological process: cell communication. Gene Ontology annotation, cellular component: connexin complex.